Molecule: messenger RNA, 1107 nt
Organism: Candida albicans SC5314
Lineage: Eukaryota; Fungi; Ascomycota; Pichiomycetes; Serinales; Debaryomycetaceae
Product: mitochondrial 37S ribosomal protein bS1m
Exons: 1
Coding region: 1-1107 (368 amino acids)
Biological process (GO): mitochondrial translational initiation
Cellular component (GO): mitochondrial small ribosomal subunit
Molecular function (GO): structural constituent of ribosome
Source: RefSeq, a predicted model, not a curated record
AUGUCUGGAAGUAGUAGUGAACUAUUUAAUUUGGUGAAAAACUCCAGAUUAGCACAAGUUGCUAAACCACUUCUGAACAAUAUUCGUGGGAAUUCUAAAACCCCUACUCAUCAAGUAAUUUUCACUCCUAAAUCGAGUGCUUUAAGAUCUGAUUAUGGGUUAAAAUCAACAUUACCAAAUAAAAUUGGAUCAUCACAUAUAUCAUUUAAUGAUAUUGAUAAUCGUCAAAGUAUGCCUGAUGUUGAAAAAAAUUCGGGAUUUCAUUAUAAACAAUUGAUGUUUCAAGAAUUGGGAUUAUGUAUUAAAACUCAUUUCACUAAUAAAAACCCAUUAUUUUAUCAUGAAAAUAAUAAAUCUAAUAAACCAAUGAAAGAUGGAAGUUUAACAAAUACAUUGAAUUUACCAACUAAAGUUCAAAUUCUGGAAAUUAAUAAAAUUUUAAAGAAAAAUCCUCAAAUUUAUAAAGAAUUUCGUCAAUAUUUAAUUGAAAAUCAUCCUAAUAUUUUAUUAUCAUCCUCCUCCUCCUCCUCAUCAUCAUCAUCAACAACCACCACCACCACAAAUUCUUCACAACUGGAAAUCAUUGACGCAUUGAAAAAAUUUUUAUCAACUUCAUCAAAAAUUUCCAAAAAGAAAGUUAAUUUAUUCACUACUCAUAAAAUUGAUCCUAAAUUUCAACAAAAUCAAAUUCAAGGAACUGGAGGAUUUUCUUAUAAUCAAAAAGGUCGAUUAAGAAACACUCCUAAUGGGAUUAAAUAUGGUACUGUACUUCCAGGAAGAAUCAUUGCUAAUAAAGAAGCAGCAAUCAUGGGGUUUGUUGCUAGUGUUACUGAUCGUUCAAUCACUUUACAAUCAAAUUAUGCUAAAAAUGCUCCAGGUAAGCAUCAUCGUCAAUUCACCGUUCCAUUUAAAAUUAAUGAAGCUGAACUUGGUGAAGAUGGUUCAAUUAGAUUUUUUGCUGAAGGUAUCAAAACUGGGAAAUGGAUGGAAGCUAAUGAUAAUAGAUAUGUUCCUACAAAGACUAAUUUUGCUAGUUCUUCAGAAAGAAAUAAAGCUGAUGGUAAAAGUUUGGAAAGUUUAUUAAAUUUAAUUCUUCCAACCAAAUAA